Molecule: messenger RNA, 321 nt
Organism: Spodoptera littoralis (African cotton leafworm)
Lineage: Eukaryota; Metazoa; Arthropoda; Insecta; Lepidoptera; Noctuidae
Source: the annotation of a GenBank genome assembly
AUGCAUUGUAGUGAUGUAUUAUCCUUCACAAUAUAUGCACAUUGUUUAUUAGAGAAGAAUGUUUGCGCGCCCGUACAUGACCGCUCGCUGAUAUCAGUUACUAACCGUAGUUUUCUAUUCAUUGUUGUGAACUCUUUUGUUCGUGUUGUUAAUGUUUAUGAAAACAUUUUUCCACCUGUUGCAGCUUUGAAUAUUUUUCAUAUAAAAAUACAGUUUUUUGAUGGGAAUUGGAUUAUUCGAUCUAGAGGAGACCUGCCUGUCUUCAUACUAGUGUCCACCCACGGCCGUCACGGUUGCGUCUCUAUUGGCGGCAUGUCCUAG